ACAAAGAGUAUUGUUUUUAAAUUACUCCCCUGGCGCUGUGCCUUCUCUUAGCAAGCAGCUGGUGCCUUCAGCAGAGAGAGCACUGUCCUACAGCAUUCCAGUUUCUGGAGAAUGCAGCUCUGUUCAAAAGGCGCUGUUCUUCUCUGGUCAAACCUGGCUGAAACUCUAGCCUGAUGGAAACGCUGACUUGUGGCACUGCUGGAGCCCUGCCUGUCCCGAGUGCCUGGACAGUGCCCUGACUGCUGCGCCAGAGAUGGGCGCGCAGACAGAAGCAGGCUGGGAACAAAUCCCGUGGGACUGGGGGAAAAGGAUACAGUAAGCAGAUCCUGGUGCUGGGCCUGGAUGGGGCUGGGAAGACUAGCGUUCUCCACUCCCUGGCAACUAACCAUGUCAAGCGCAGCGUGGCUCCCACCGAGGGCUUCAAUGCCAUCUGCAUCAACACCGAGGAGUCCCAGAUGGAGUUUCUGGAGAUCGGGGGCAGUGAAUCUCUGCGUUCCUACUGGAAGAUGUACUUGCCCAAAGUGCUGUUGCUAGUCUAUGUUGUGGACUCGGCUGAUCAUGCCCGACUGCCUAUGGCGAAACAGCUGCUUCAUCAACUGAUCCAGAACAACUCCACCCUGCCCGUAGUGAUUCUGGCCAACAAGCAGGACCUUGAAGGCGCGUAUUGCAUCACUGAUAUCCAUGAUGCUCUGGCACUGUCUGAUAUUGGGGACGAGAGGAAGAUGUUCUUGAUUGGUACCCACGUGGCAGAAGAUGGCUCUGAGAUCUCCUCCAGCAUGAAGGAUGCCAAGGAGCUGAUAGCACAGCUGGUUUUGGAAACACAGUGAUAGCUCUUUUCCUACAAGGUGGUGUUUGUGGCUGAGGGAGAGCAGGUGUUACUUAUGGCCAGUUUGCCAUGUAGCAACUGAAAUGUACAGAUAUGUUUUCCUUGUGGGUGUGGAAUUCCUCUGAAAGUGAUGUCUAGUUGGUAAGAAAAUCUAAUUUAUAGUGGUUUGAAAAUACAUUUGAGAAGUAGUCUAUUUUUAGCAUGUUUGUAGGGGGAAAUUAGUCUCUCAGACAGCAGAGUUCAGGGGAUAUAUGGCUUAGAUGGGCUAGUAGCUUCAUGCCAGGUGGGAAUCAAGCACUGAUGUCAGUGGAACAAAGUUGCAUCCAGUGAAUUUAACCUGGCUUGAUAUCUCAGGCUUAAACUGAAAUAUGUUUACUUCACAGAUUUUAUAGAAUCCUGUUAUUGGUGCUUAACAGGUAUUCUGAUAAAAAUAAGACCUCAUUUCUUGUCAGUGUCAGAAAUUGAAAGUGCUGCGACUAGUAUUUUUGACAGUGACAAUUCUUGCUGUGUUGGAGCUGGCUGUUAAGGGAGUGGUAAAUUGGUAAUCUCUGGAAAUUGGGUUGGUUUCUGGUUGUUUAGUGGGUAAGAACAAGAAAAUGAAAGCAGUAAUACAUUAAGUGUUUCUUUGCCUACAGGCAAAAAACCAAAAUGGUGUAAUUUGAGGUAGUGACUGGAAGCAUUUAAGUUAAAUUGGCACCAAAGCUGGGAGACUCCUUCUUCAGGCUGAGCGGCUUAUUUCAGCUUAGUCCGGGAUGUCCUCGAGCAAGCAGUCUUACGUGUGAAAACGCUGUUGUUUCUUGAAAGUGGUUUCUAUUAGCACAGCAGGCGGGGACGGUGAUGAGCUGCUGAUGGAGUGUCACUCUCCCAGUGUCCUCCUAAUUAUACUCGAAGGAGGGACCCGUGAGCAGUCCUGUAAAGGACCCGUUUUGCAACCGCAUCUAUUGUACGAGGCUUUUGUAGUUUUGUCCUUUGUAACAGAUGCAUAAAGCAGAAAAUUCCACCCUAA
This is a messenger RNA of Neopelma chrysocephalum (saffron-crested tyrant-manakin), 1832 nucleotides long. It is a transcript of the gene ARL9, whose product is annotated as ADP ribosylation factor like GTPase 9. NCBI's taxonomy places the organism in Eukaryota, Metazoa, Chordata, Aves, Passeriformes, Pipridae. The record is from RefSeq and is a predicted model, not a curated record. The coding region runs from base 456 to 827 and encodes 123 amino acids. The transcript has 4 exons. Gene Ontology annotation, molecular function: GTP binding; GTPase activity.